This is a messenger RNA of Pyrenophora tritici-repentis Pt-1C-BFP, 1578 nucleotides long. Its product is annotated as AceB, Malate synthase. The record is from RefSeq and is a predicted model, not a curated record. Gene Ontology annotation, cellular component: peroxisomal matrix; cytoplasm. Gene Ontology annotation, biological process: glyoxylate cycle. NCBI's taxonomy places the organism in Eukaryota, Fungi, Ascomycota, Dothideomycetes, Pleosporales, Pleosporaceae. Gene Ontology annotation, molecular function: malate synthase activity.
AUGGCAGCCAACCCUGACAGUAUUCUGCGCGAGGUCAACAUCCUCGGCGAACUCAACGACCAGAACCGUCACAUCCUCAGCAAGGACGCCUGUGUCUUCCUUGCCCUCCUCCACCGCACAUUCAACGAGCGCCGGAAAGCGCUUCUACAGCGACGGGUAAUCCGCCAGGCUGAGCUCGACAAGGGAAACCUUCUCGACUUCCUCCCAGAGACCAAGCACAUUCGUGAGAAUGAUACGUGGAAGGGCGCACCACCAGCGCCAGGUCUCGUCGACAGGCGUGUCGAGAUUACAGGCCCGACUGAUCGCAAGAUGGUUGUCAAUGCCCUGAACUCGAACGUCUGGACAUACAUGGCCGAUUUCGAAGAUUCGUCUGCGCCGACAUGGGACAAUAUGAUCAAUGGCCAAGUGAACCUGUACGAUGCCAUCCGUAGGCAAGUCGACUUCAAGCAAGGCGAGAAGGAGUACAAGCUACGCACCGACCGAACACUUCCCACCCUCAUUGCCCGCGCCCGAGGAUGGCACCUCGAGGAGAAGCACUUCACCGUCGACGGCGAGCCCAUGUCUGGCAGUCUCUUCGACUUUGGACUGUACUUCUUCCACAACGCACAUGAGCUUGUCAAGCGUGGAACCGGGCCAUACUUCUACCUGCCCAAGAUGGAGUCGCAUCUCGAGGCGAGGAUGUGGAACGAUGCGUUCAACUUGGCUCAGGAUUACAUUGGCAUGAGGCGUGGAACUAUCCGUGCUACUGUCUUGAUUGAGACCAUCACAGCCGCAUUUGAGAUGGAUGAGAUCAUCUACGAGCUCCGCGACCACUCUGCUGGUCUGAACUGCGGUCGCUGGGACUACAUCUUCAGCACCAUCAAGCGUUUCCGCCAGAACCCGAACUUCGUCCUGCCCGACCGCGACUCCGUCACCAUGACCUCGCCCUUCAUGGACGCCUACGUCAAGCUCCUCAUCAAGACAUGCCACAAGCGCGGCGUCCACGCCAUGGGCGGCAUGGCAGCACAAAUCCCCAUCAAGAACGACGCCCAAGCAAACGAUGCUGCCAUGGCAAAAGUCCGCUCUGACAAGCUCCGCGAGGCCCGCGCCGGCCACGACGGCACAUGGGUCGCCCACCCAGCCCUCGCAGCCAUCGCAAGCGAAAUCUUCAACGAGCACAUGCCUACGCCCAACCAAAUGCACGUCCGCCGCGAAGACGUGCACAUUACCGCCAACGACCUGCUCAACAUGAACGUCCCCGGUCAAAUCACCGAAGCAGGUAUCCGCAAGAACCUCGACAUCGGCCUCGCCUACAUGGAAGCCUGGGUCCGUGGCGUCGGCUGCGUCCCCAUCAACUACCUCAUGGAAGACGCGGCCACGGCCGAAGUGUCAAGGAGCCAGCUUUGGCAGUGGGCUAGACAUAACGUCAAGACUGCUGAGGGAAAGAGGGUUACCAAGGAUUAUGCGCUCAAGCUGCUUCAUGAACAGGCCAAGGCGUUGAGUGAGAAGGCGCCCAAGGGGAAUAAGUUUCAUCUCGCGGCCAAGUACUUUGAAGGACAGGUUACGGGUGAGGAUUAUGCAGAGUUUUUGACUUCGUAA